AUGGCACCGAACAAGAUCGUGGUGGUUGGGGCCGGAGUGACAGGGCUAACUACCGCCCUCCUUAUCUCCCGAGAUGCAUCCAAUGAGGUUACCGUGGCUACAAAGCAUAUGCCUGGUGACUACGACAUCGAGUACUGCUCGCCUUGGGCCGGCGCAAAUUACCUACCGGUCGGGCAGCCCGGCAGCGCCCAUGCGGAGUGGGAGAAGAAUACAUGGCCUGUUUUAGCGGAUUUGGCUAGGAAUGACCCGAGUGCUGGUAUUCAUUUUCAGCGACGCAGAAUCCACGACCGGCCAGUGGUUCGCGGAACUAUCAAAAUCGCAGCCGUGGUUCAAGGACGUCGUCCCGGACCUGUCAUCAUCAUGAGAUUCUACGUCCUCCCCAGGGAGGAACUAGGACCCGGCGUCGACGCUGCGAUCUCAUUCACGUCCGUCUGUAUCAACACGGGCAUCUACCUCCCCUGGCUAGUCUCCCAAUGCCUCAAGAACAGCGUCGUAUUCAAGCGCGCUGUCUUCAAGCAUAUUGCCGAUGCAGCAUCCGCGCAUCAUUCGGGUACGAAGGCGGACGUUGUCGUGAACUGCACAGGCCUCUCGUCGCGGAAACUGGGUGGCGUGGAGGAUCUGAAGUUACUACCCGCCCGUGGCCAGAUCGUGGUUGUUAGGAAUGAUCCCGGGAUUAUGACGUCGAUUUCCGGGUCCGAUGAUGGUGACGAUGAGGUUUGCUAUAUUAUGAAUAGGGCUGCCGGCGGCGGCACCAUCCUUGGCGGCACCUAUCAAAAGAACAACUGGGAAUCCCAACCAGACCCUUCCACAGCCGUGCGCAUCAUGAAACGAUGCGUUGAUCUUUGUCCGAAUCUAGUUGGUAAAGAUGCAAACGGCAAACAGCGCGGCAUCGAAGGGCUGGAUAUCAUCCGACACGGAGUUGGUUUGCGGCCGCUGAGGGAAGGAGGGGUGAGGAUGGAAACCGAAACGAUUGGGAAUGUUAUUAUUGUCCAUAACUAUGGCCAUGGCGGGUUUGGAUAUCAGGCUUCGUGGGGGUGUUCGGCUGCCGCUGCGAAGAUGGUUAGGGAAGCGUUGGGGAAGAAGGGGACGGCCAGGGCGAAGUUGUAA
Histoplasma mississippiense is the source of this 1107-nucleotide messenger RNA. Its product is annotated as D-amino-acid oxidase. The transcript is spliced from 7 exons. Bases 1 to 1107 code for a protein of 368 amino acids. Lineage: Eukaryota; Fungi; Ascomycota; Eurotiomycetes; Onygenales; Ajellomycetaceae. The record is from RefSeq and is a predicted model, not a curated record. Gene Ontology annotation, molecular function: D-amino-acid oxidase activity; FAD binding.